GGUGCGCGGAGCGCGGCCAUGGGCACCCGCGGGCUGAAGGAGGCCGUGGUGGAGCUGCAGCUGGGACCGGCCCCCGGCAGUGCACAGACAGAGCCUGCCGAGGGCCAGCCUGUGGUCAUCCUCCUAGGCUGGGCCGGCUGCCAGGACAAAUACCUGGCCAAAUACAGUGCAAUCUACAGCCAGAAGGGGUGCACGGUCAUCCGUUACACGGCUCCGUGGAGGAUGGUAUUCUUCUCUGAGACCUUUGGCAUCAGAUCCCUGCAGACCCCAGCCAGGCACCUCCUGGAGCUGCUUUUUGACUACAGCAUUGAAGACAGACCGGUUCUGUUCCAUGUUUUCAGCAAUGGUGGUGCCAUGCUGUACCGUUACAUCCUCGAGGCGCUGCACACCCACAAGUCCUUUAAGAACCUCAGAGUGGCCGGCACCAUUUUCGACAGCGCCCCUGGCAGAAGAAACUUGCAAGGAGGCCUUCGUGCCCUGGCCACUGUCCUGGUCUCCAUGAACGCGCUGCUCAGGUAUUUCCUGCUGUUCACGUUUGCCAGCGCGGCCGUGGUGCUGCGGAUGCUGCUGUACCCGCUGACCCGCUUCCUCCACCAGAGCCACUACGACGCCCUGCUGGCAGCGCCCUCGCGCUGGCCCGAGCUCUACCUCUACUCCCAGGCCGACCUCAUCAUCCAGGCCAGCGAGGUGCAGCUCAUGGCCGAUGGCCGGCAGCAGCUCGGGGUCCCUGUCAAAGCUGUGGACUUCUCAGACUCGCCUCACGUCAGCCACAUGCGGCUGUACCCCACCUACUACCGCAGCCUCUGCACCACGUUCCUGUCUGACUGUGUCGGGGGCUCACCUCCUUAGAGCUGUAAUGACCUGCAGUGUUUGCCUCUGCUUGCUCAGCUCCUCUGGGAAAUGUCAGCCCCUUUGCUUUUGUGUCUUUGAAGCCAGGAAAGUAGAGGCUUCUUGUUUGGUUUGGUUUUUUUCCCCUAAUGCCUACAAGUUUGAAAGCCUUUGGACCAGCCACGUUAGAGCAGAAAGUAGAUAUGGAUUAAUUUAAAGUUCUGAAGGUGAAAUCCUGUCACAGUUCAUGCUGAUGUGCUUUACCAAGGUGUCACAGACCAGAAUCUCACACUGAGUAUGAUUUGUUUCUUCCUGUCUCUUCUUGUUCUCUGCUUCCCAUGUUGUCUCCUUGUCCCUGAUGCCCAGUGUGCAUGUUCUUUUGCUUGUACUAAUUUUACAAUACAGCUCUCUUGUGUCUGUUGUUGUUUUUUUUUUCUCUCUGCCAUUUCUUUUAUCUUGCAGUGAGCAGAGUCAAGUCUGUGGGUCUUUUUGCUUUUCUCAGUGCAUUCCAGCUCUUGUUGUAUUCUUGCUCUGAAACCAAGUGUAAGACCAGGAAAAGGUGUGUUUAAGGAAGUAUGACCAGACUACCACCUGGUUCCAUUAAGUAGCUGAGAUAAAACAGUCAGACCUCUCUGAUACUUGGUGGGAGCUCAAAUGUUUGUGAUAACUUUUGUGUUCUUCAACCCAAAGGUUUCAACUAACAUUUUUGAAUGUGUCUAGUGUUUUGUUUCUCUUCCUUCCAGUCUUUUGUGUGUUCUACUGAGUAGUUUUGCUUUCUUGGAGAGCUACUUAUUUGUUAUUGUAUGUCUUUGAGCAGCCUAUAUUUUGCAUCUUGACAUUCAGGGAAGCUUUUGGAUUACAGCUGUGCCAGACCCCAGAAACAGAAAGGUGGAAUUGCUGUCUCUUGGAGCUAUGCUUUAUACUGGGUAUUUCUUAAAUCACCUCCAGCCUACAAAUGACUAUGAAAUAGGAUGUUUUUGUCCAUAAUGUUCUCUUCAGAUGAUCAGUCUUUGCAGUCAAUGCAAUGUGUACAAGAAAUUAAUUCCUUCCACCUAGUGAAAAAGUAGCUCAUUGCACUGUACUUCAUCCAUUUUUUAUUUAUAGGUUUUAUUGUUUAUUUGGGGGAGAAGUGGGGAUAAAGACAGGAGAGCCUGCUGAUAUGUUUAUGCUGUCACAGCAUAGCAAGUUAAUUAAUAAAAUGGUGAACAGGUUUAGCCAACUUUAAAUUCCCAGGAAGAAGCUCUGGAGGGCUGUGAUGUGGGCCUGCUUGAACAAGGAGCUGCCCUAGAGUGGUAGGCACUUAAAGAGCAGGAGGAGUUUUGCAAAAGGUUCUGCUAGUGAGUGGCUGUGCUGAUCUUGCCCACCCUUGGGGUGCUGUCAUCCACGAUUACAAAAGUCUUGCUGUUCUGGAUUGAAACCCAGACGGGAAGGUCCUUGGGAAACGCUAAAAUAAUUUGGAAGUUUAAAACAAGAACUGUAACACCUCAUAGAAAUGAAAGCACAGGGUGAGUGGCAAUGGUGACCACACAGCUGUUUGUAGCAGACUAUUGUGACAGCGCUCAUUUACAGCAGAAUAACCCCUGAUGGGCAUGGUUUUAGGGGGAGGGUUGGGCUGUAUAUGGGAUAAGUGAGAAUUAACUGAAAAGGGCCUGCUGACCUUGGUUGUUUUUGAUUUUUUGAAAGUGAAAACUGUCUCCCCGUUGUUUCUGGGAUCCAGUCUUCUUCCGUAGGUGUGAUCCCAGUUCCAGCUCCCACUGUGACAAUGGGGUGUGAGGGCUACCCUGGGUAAGAGCCUUCAGCCUUUCCCUUUUCAUUGAAUAAUUCUUGUUCCUAGGGUUUGAACCUGUAAAAUCCAGGCAUGGUUCCCUAUCUCCAGAAAGCCCAUCAGAGAUCUCCCAGCUUUUUAAAGGUUUGUGCUGGUUUGUGCUGUCAGUGCUGUAACUCCUGAGCUGUGAUGUGUUCAUCUGCCUUUUCACAGAUUUGGCUGGGGCUUCUCAGCACCCAGCCUGUUUGUGGCACUGUGAACACUCUUGGGGAACUGAGGUGAUAAAGGCUAUUUAACCAGCACUUGCCCUCAUGCUGGUUUCUACAGGUUCAGUAUUUACAGAACAGUUAAACACUCCAUAAUAUACACCUCUGAAUUAAUACAGUUGUUCCUGGGAAUCUGCUGUUCCUGUUUAUUGCUGCGGCUGUUGAACUUCUCCUGUUUAAGGACUCGGGCUGUUGCAGAAUAUAGCUGGCAGGAUCUGGAGCUAAACCGUCUGCCCCUGCCUGACAGGAUGGUGAAAUUUCUUCUGGAAAGAGGCUCACAUGUCAGCUGCACCUUCCUUUCCCCACUUUCACCUCCCCACCACGGUAUUCCCACUUUGCCAGCUCAGUCCAGCUCAGCCCAGGGCUGGAGCUCUGAAGUCAGAGUAUCCUGAGCUUUGCAAACAGGAAUGUGCUCACAGGUAUUUCCACUGCUGCAAAAGUGACUUGAAAUUUGGAGGUAAGUUGUGUACACAGCUCUCUGAGAACAGGAUGAUCUUGGGCAAGCCAGACGAUAAACAAAACAAACUCAGUUUUGUUUCUGAGUCCCAGCAAGUUUUAAUUCUGAUUGUGAGCACUGUGUGAUAUGCUGGCCUCUGCUUUGCUGUACUGUGUGUGCCCCCACUUUCCUGCCCUCUGUAUUCCUGUGGCUUAUUUGAAACAGAAGGUUAAGAACUUGGAGCCUGAAGGCACAUGGUUGAGAGCUGAUCCAGGCACUACUGGAUUUACAAAAACCCAGCCUCAGACCCUUAAUCCUUGCUAAACUGUCACGGUUUGGUGCAGCCGGUGUUUCUAAAGAGCUUCAGCCUGAACACUAAAAGCUCAAAGGUUGUGAUAUCUUGGCAAAUCCAGGUAAAUCUCUGAGAUGAGCUGUGGGGAGGAGGGGCACUGCAGAUCUGUUCAUUGGGAGGAAAAAUGCUGCGUCCCUGGGCUUGCCUCGAUGGUAGGGAGCAGGAUGUGGCCCAGAGCUUGUUUUCCUGCAGUCCAGCCCUAUGUGCAGACUGUGAAAUAGUGUGGAUGGAACACCAACAGUGGUGGGAGAGGAGGAUGCUCACAGCUGUCUGCCACUGUUGUGGUAAAGCAAAAUUAGCUUUCCCUCAGUAACAAAAUCCACUUGAGUGUUUCCUGUGAGGGAACUGACUCCUGGCUUGCUCCCCUGUGAUGCUUUCUCUCCCCAGGCAGUGGUGAUGCUACAGGAUGGUUUUGAAAAACAAGAAAAGCCACUUAGUGGUCAGGGUGGCCCGUGUGGCCAGGCUGGAGGGUGCU
Molecule: messenger RNA, 4122 nt
Organism: Ficedula albicollis (Collared flycatcher)
Lineage: Eukaryota; Metazoa; Chordata; Aves; Passeriformes; Muscicapidae
Gene: TMEM53
Product: transmembrane protein 53
Exons: 3
Coding region: 19-849 (276 amino acids)
Source: RefSeq, a predicted model, not a curated record